AUGCCUAGUUUUCAACACCUUUUGCCUGCCAAUGGGGCAUGGAAACAAGAUGUAACAAAUUGGCUUCAAGAGGAUAUUCCAAGUUUUGAUUUUGGGGGUUUCGUCGUUGGAUCAGCCGCCAAAUCUGCGUCUCUCUGGAUGAAAGAAGAAGGUGUGCUUAGCGGUGUACCAUUCGCUCAAGAGGUAUUCGAUCAGUGCAAGCUAGAAGUUGACUGGGUUUUCAGCGAAGGGGCCUUUAUUUCUCCCAAAAAAGGUGAAAAAGUUCGUGUGGCAGAAGUUCGUGGUGAAGCCCGUAACAUCCUAGUAGCAGAGAGAACGGCCUUAAAUCUGCUCAGCAGAAGUUCCGGUAUUGCUAGUGCCUCUAGAAAGCUAGUGGGUGCUGCAAGGGAAGCGAAUUACAAGGGAAUAAUCGCAGGGACUCGUAAAACCACCCCCGGACUUCGCAGAUUAGAAAAAUACUCCAUGCUUGUAGGCGGUUGUGACACUCACAGAUAUGACCUUUCUUCGAUGGUUAUGCUCAAGGACAAUCACAUUUGGUCCACUGGUUCCAUCACGCGUGCAGUGGAGGACGCACGUUCUGUGUGUGGUUUUGCCGUGAAGAUAGAGGUCGAGUGUCAAUCCGAAGCAGAAGCCGAUGAAGCCAUAUUAGCUGGCGCGGAUGUUAUUAUGCUAGACAACUUCUCUGGAGAUGGCCUACAGACCGCCGCCCUAAAUCUGAAGCAAAGAUGGGAAGGGAAAAAACAGUUCCUGCUGGAAUGCAGUGGGGGCUUAAAGCUCAGCAACAUUCACGAGUACCUCUGCAAUGACAUAGACAUCUACAGCACCAGUAGCGUGCAUCAGGGAACAAACGUGGUGGACUUUUCCUUGAAAAUUGAUGUAGCCUGCUAA
This is a messenger RNA of Lachancea meyersii CBS 8951, 888 nucleotides long. The record is from the annotation of a GenBank genome assembly. Lineage: Eukaryota; Fungi; Ascomycota; Saccharomycetes; Saccharomycetales; Saccharomycetaceae.